UUGUAGGCAGACACUGAGGAGAGAGAAGCAGGACGGAAAAUACAACAAGUGAGUGAACUGUUGCUCUGCAAAUAAAGUCGCCCUGCACCGGGAUUUGUGCACGUCUCAAGUCUGCAAAAGUAACUCGUCAGAAUAUGUAAUUUCACUUGCAGGAGCGCUACGAGACUUUGAGUUGUAGCAUGUUAUUGUUACUCUUUUAAAGGGAAGAAAAAAAAUCCUCCGCGUCUGCUCGGACUGCCUGCCUUGAAGCAUUUUUUGUGGACAGCUGCUGUCCGGCCACCGCGCAGGAGUCCUGAACGAGAUGCUGCAAGUUCAAAUAUUAGUGUGAUCUUCUUUUUUUUGCUGCAACUUCACCCGAUGCGACAGUGGAGGCGCUCAGUCAGUCUUUGGAGGAUUUCAUUCCGGUCCUGGACCAAUUUUUCCUGCGGCGUUUCCAUCUGAACCCGCAGCAUGAAAAGACACUGAACACCGCGGGUAGAAAGGAAAGAGGGAAGGGAAGAGAAAAAUCUGGAUUGCAAGAGAUUCAGUGAUUUGCUGUGAUGCUGUGAUAAAAUGUUUUCAGCUUUACCCAAGCUACCUUUAAAACAAGAGUUUCCCCGCUCAGCACAAUUUGGCCUGCCCUUUCCUCAGAAUUUGCCUUUUUAUGACCUGUAACAAAUCUGUGCUUUGAAUGGAGGAUAGACUGCUGAGAUAAAUCAGAUCCAGGCUCCUUUUAACUACAAGUAUAUAGAGAGGUGUGAGCCCAUCAACAAAAAUACACACAAGCAAGGGAGGAAGGAAGGAAGAUUUAGCAGUUUCCUUCUCUUCUCAUUCCUGGACAGACAAGUAAAGCGCCCUUCCCUGUAUGUGGUGGGUGAGAUGAACUCCAGUGGGAAUACUGUAGACCCCACCUGACAGCUCUCUGCCUGAGCAACUGAAAGCCUUUCACUGGAACUUCCACAAUUACAGAGCUGGAUUUCAAAAAAUGAAAGCAUUGGCCUAAAAUCCUAACAUUUCAAAGGUGAUGCUCAUUUUUGACAAAGACAUUUCAAAUAUUUCAUAUUUUUGGCUUGCAGAGUGAGGUACUAUCUCUAAAUAUCCUAGGUUUAAAGCCCCCAGACAUGGUGAGCCAGAGAAACUAAAAAAUAAAAGGAGACAAAACAAAUGUACUGAACAUCAAGAAAUGGAAAAAUGUAUGUCAUUCUCCCCCAGACUGUUGAUUUUUUUCCUGCUCCUGUCUGAGACUUGCCGGUCCCGCUCCUAGAAUAGCCCCCAUUUCUUUUCUCUGCCCCGCACAAUCACACAUUUUCGCCUUUCACCCUCUCGAUACAGUAGUUACUUUUCUCCCCAGAGUUCAGCCUGGCUGGCACAACCAUUCCAGCUAAGGGGGAGGAGGACUUCCUCACGCUGGCCGCCUCCCGGCUCAGCCGCAAGAAACGUGUCAUUGGGGCUGGAGUUGGCGUGGCCAUGGUCCUGGUCCUACUGGUGGCCAUUCCCCUAUUGGUCCACACCACCAAAGGGGGAGGGUCCGGAGGAGGGGGCACGCAUUACGACAUGCUCGGGAGCUGCAAGAUGGUGUGUGACACUUUAACCCCCCCACAGGGAGAGCUGACAGCCGUCUCCCCUCAGCCCCCAGACUUCCCAAACCGCAGGGGAAAACAAGGGUAUAGAGGGAGCCCUGGACUUCCUGGUCCUCCAGGUCCUAAAGGGCCCCCUGGAGAGCCUGGCAAGCCUGGCCCACCUGGUCCACCGGGGCCUGGACCCGGUGGCUAUGGCCCCUCUUUCUACAACCCCAAAAUCGCCUUCUAUGCUGGCCUCCGGAAACAGCACGAAGGGAGCGAAAUACUAAAGUUUGAUGACGUGGUGACCAACGUAGGGAACUACUAUGAGCCGAGCACCGGCAAGUUCACCUGCCCUCUGCCAGGUAUCUACUACUUCACCUACCAUGUGCUGAUGAGAGGUGGUGAUGGGACGAGCAUGUGGGCUGACCUGAAGAAGAAUGGACAGGUGAGGGCCAGUGCAAUCGCUCAAGACGCAGAUCAGAACUACGACUACGCCUCAAACAGCGUCAUCCUGCAUCUGGAUGUGGGGGACGAAGUCUGUGUACAGCUGGACGGCGGCAAAGUUCACGGGGGAAACACCAACAAAUACAGCACGUUCUCUGGAUUCCUCAUCUACCCCGACUGACAGUAUACUCACGUUUAUAUACUCUCUCUCUCUAUAAUCAAGCAAAAAGUUUCCUCUCCUCUAACACGCCAUGCUUCCAUAAUGUAAUUUGUCAUUCCAAUGCUUUCAGUACACAAAACAUAAAAUAACAUGAUCACAGUUAACAAAUAGAGUUUGAGGAGAAUUUGUGUAAAAAUGAAUAUAGUAUUGUAUAUACCACAGGCUAACAUUUACUUAUGAUACACACACCUGUGUGGUCAUUAUUCUGUGCCAUGUACAGUAUGUGUAAGCAUGGCUAAAACACACAAUUAACAUCUGUUUCACAUGCACACAUUCGCUUGUACACGCACACACAGGUGUGCACACUUGGACUGAACUGCUCCUAGUUGUUAAACUGAUGACCGUCUCACCCACCGGUCUGAAAUCGACUGAAAUGAUCUCUGAAUGUAGACUGUAAAUCGAAGUGUGUGUAUUUGGCUGCUGCCUCUCGCCUUCACCAUGAGAUGGAUUUUCAAUAUGGCCGUAGACACCAAACGAGAAAAGUCAUGAAUAUAUUGAUCGCAGCUGAUAUAACAGCCAAACACCAUGAUCACAAUCCAGUGUGCCGUAUGUCUGUGUUCACAGCCGUGUGCAAGCAUAUGUGUGUGUUCACUCUCCCGUUUGUGUUGAGGUGUAAAAAAUCAUUGCGUUGCUGUUAGUUUGACUUGCACUGUCUCUGACUCCUGUUGAGGGAGGGGAGGGGAGGGGAAGGGUGUCAGGUUGUCGGUAACAGUCCCUUAACACACACAGUAUAUCGAUAUUGAGGUUUAGCUUUGAGAUUUUCCCUGAGCCAGAGCUUAUGACAGAGUCUCAUCAUGUCUUGCUAAUGAGCUGAGGCUUUCUCUACACCCUCACUCAAACCAGACAUCCACAGUCUGUAGUACGGUGAAUAAGACUUAAAAAAAAUAGUUCAGCAUUUUGGAAAAUUCGCUCAGCUGCCAAUUUUUCUUGCCAAGAGUUAGGUGAGAAGGUUGAUACCCCUGCCAUGUCUGACCUUGUGGGAAAAUGGGAAGGUGGAGUGAAAAGAUGUCUGUCAUUAGCCUUAUUUCUAUCAACAUAUUUUUAUGCAUAUGCCACUAAAAAAAUUUGCUUCAAAAUUUGCUUGACAAUUAUAUGAAAACAUGACUACUCACUCUUGACACUCAGUUGUGUCAAGAAUGAAAAAAGAGAGAGUUUAAAAUCUGAGCUCCUUUCUCACCUCUGCACAGCUUGCUAAUCCUGGGAUAAAGUAAACAUGAAUGUCAGAUUGACAGUUUCUGAAAAGAUCUAGGUUGUCAGGGAAGGAGUUUUGGAAAGCUACUCCACCACCUGAGAAGUUCUGAAAAAGCAUACUUACUGCUUAAUGCUAACAUGACACUUGAGACGGGGGGAAACAGCUAGCCUGACUCUAUUGUGAUGUAACAAACUCCACCUACCAGAACCUUUAAAGCUAACUAAUGAACAUUUAUACCUUGUUUGCAGAAGAAUUUAAGGUUUUGCUGGCUGGCAGGUUUUCUUUCCUACGGACAGAGCCUGGCUAGCUGUUUCCCCAUUUCUAGUCUGUAUGCUAAGUUAAGCUAACAGGCUGCCAGUUCCACCUUAAUAUUUACCACACAGACACAAGAGUGGUAUCAAUCUCAUCAUCAACUCUCUGCAAGUAAAUGACUUAGGCUAUUUCCCAAAAUGUCAAACUUCCAUGGAUUUUACUGUGAAUGUAACCACGUGAAGAUGUAUUUGAAAUGCAAGUGACUGUUGUUAAUGUUUUACUGCCAUAUGCCAUACCUAUAGGUUUUUUGUGCCUUACACUUUCUAUUUUAUUUUUAAUGCAUGAGACAGUAUCCCUUGCUGAAUCCAAGCUAUAUGAACAAGCUAAUCCCAUGCAAAACAAACAGCGUUCUGACAGGGAUUUCUGAUGAAAACCUGUCCAACGGUAGGCAGUCCAUGCAAAUGUUGUUACACACUUAAUGAAAUGCAGAUGCUUAACGGAGCACUCUGACUGUGAAUCUUUGUAUGUAACUGGAGGUAACUCACUGCUGUAAAUAAAAGCCUCUUAAAUGGAGACAGAGGUUUGUUCUGUAUGGUGGGAAACACCUGUGGAAAUGAACAACAGAAGCAUGUCACUGUGUAACUCAGAAUUUGCAUACAGAAAAAAUAUAAAAAUAUUGUUGUAACCAAAUUAGCAUAUUUAACAAUUCUAUUUUUUUCAUGAUAUUAUGCUUAGACGGGUUUAAUGUAAAUCUCAAUUUAACACAUCUAUUGUAGUUUAGAAGAAGAGAGCUCUGUAUUGGUCCGAUGUGUGGCAGAGCAGGUCCGGCCCUGAGGCCUGAUAGCAUGACUGUACCCUGAUGAGAUGUGAAUGUGAACUUUCUGAUCAACUUGUCAUUCUUGUGCUGUGAUUUAAAAAAAAAAAAAAAAAAAACAUUCUGACAUUGUGUAUUAUCCUACACAGACAUUCCUGCUGAGUGGCUUUACAUAACCUCUGUGCCAUGCCGCGUCCUACUGUGUGUGUUUUCUGGCGCUGUUACCUUUGUUCAUGAGCAGUGUGGAUUCAUUGUUGUCACUGUACUUUGCAAGCUGAGUUGUGUGUAUUUGUUAUGUAUGAAAUCAACAUAGAUUUUUCUCUGCCCCCGAAGACCACAAAACACAAAUAAAAAAGAAAAUUCAGGAUUA
Molecule: messenger RNA, 4833 nt
Organism: Lates calcarifer (barramundi perch)
Lineage: Eukaryota; Metazoa; Chordata; Actinopteri; Centropomidae
Gene: c1ql4b
Product: complement component 1, q subcomponent-like 4b
Exons: 3
Coding region: 1447-2166 (239 amino acids)
Molecular function (GO): protein binding
Source: RefSeq, a predicted model, not a curated record